AUCAGUGAUGUGCAUGGACGCCAAGAUCAACUUUGACUCCAACGCUGCGUACCGCCAGAAGAAGGUGUUCGACCUGCAGGACUGGACCCAGGAGGACCCCCGCGACCGGCAGGCCGCCAAGGCCGACCUCAACUACAUCGGCCUGGACGGAACCAUCGGCUGCCUGGUAAACGGAGCAGGUCUGGCCAUGGCCACCAUGGACAUAAUCAAGCUCCAUGGCGGCACGCCAGCCAACUUCCUGGAUGUGGGAGGAGGAGCCACAGCUCAUCAGGUGACCGAGGCGUUCAAGCUCAUCACGUCUGACAGGAAGGUUCAGGCCAUCCUGGUCAACAUCUUCGGAGGCAUCAUGAGGUGUGAUGUCAUCGCUCAGGGCAUCAUCAUGGCUGUGAGAGACCUGGACCUGAAGAUCCCCAUCGUCGUCCGGUUACAAGGAACGAGAGUGGACGAUGCUAAAGCUCUGAUCGCUGCCAGUCCACUGAAAAUCCUCGCCUGUGACGACCUGGACGAAGCUGCCAAAAUGGUUGUAAAGCUUUCUGAAAUCGUGUCGCUGGCUAAAGAAGCUCAGGUGGACAUCACCUUCCAGCUGCCCAUCUAAGAAAACCUGGACCCCCCCCCCCCCCCCCACUCCGCCCCCCCGACGACCCCAGGGAACGUUUAUUUUUCUCUUCCUGACUUUGUGGCACGAUGGCAUCACUCCGCUCAGACACGUUUUACGGUUUCUUCCCCACAUCUCGUUUAACUUAUGUUGCACUCGAGUCGAUACGCACAAACCCCCCCUCCCCAUCUCUGCUUCACGCACCCCCCACUCGUCGACCUGUUCGAUCAGCUGUUCGAUGUUUGAUUUCAGACUCAGUGUUGCUGCUGUUACAUAUGAAAAUAAAGGUUGGACGUUAAAUCCGUUAGUUUCCUCGUGUGCUCGAGUGACUUCUCUGUGUCGUGUUUGAGAAUGUGAGAGAAUAAAGAAAGCACUCGUUUUACUCCUCGCUUUAUCACAACACUUUCAUGACGUGCCACCAUUUUGAGUCAGUGUCAGCUGUCAACAUGGAGGAGGUGGAUGUAUGACCUAUACUGCAGCCAGCCACCAGGGGGCAACCCAGAGGUUUUAGCACCGAUUCAUUCAGCAAACUUUCAAAUAUGAGAAUCUCCAACAGUCGCAGAAUAAUUUGAUCUCGAUCGACCGAUUGUUGCAGUUGUUUAUUUGCCUCCUUGUGGUUGUUGUGUGUGUUGCGCCCCCUGGUGACUGUAUUAUGAUAUUAGUCAGUGUGACGCGUAGUUUGCAGUUUAGAGUUUCUGUCGCUAAAAAACCCACUGGAUUCAGAGUCGACUCUGACGGCAUCAAACCUUGCUCUUGCUGUUCGAGGAGCGUGUCACCGUGUCGGAGGUUCAGGCCUGAACAAACGCUGGUCACCCUCUGAACGCACCACGUACGUUUGAUUCCUGCAGACUCGGCUCCUCCUCUCCUCGGCUGUGUCCGUGCUGUGGAGUCGUUAACUUGCUGGCUGUGAUUUAACUGCACUUCUCCGAAGAUCCACUGCAGCAUGUGGCCGUGCACGAGAGCGCCACUUCCGUCCUGACGUGGGGACAGCGACACGUCCCGCGAAGGGAAGCGUGUGUUAUCACGUUAGCUAACAGGACGUGUGAGGUUCCAGCUGAUUCUCAGGACUCAGAUGAGGAAGUCGUUACUGUCGCAGCUCCAGGUUUAAAUGAGUCUGGAUCUUAAGUCGUGUCUGAAUAUUUAUUUUCUUCUGCCUCAUUCUCACUUUGCCAUCGUGCCACAGUCUGCUCCACAUUUCAUCUCAGCGGUUCAUUCUCCUUUGUGUAACGUCAGAGUCCGGGCGGCGUCCUCAACAGUAAAAUGCCCCCCCCCCCCCCCCCAGCGCUCCAAACACAAGCCGACAUUGUGAGUUGUAUGUGAUUUAUUAAAUCUUGUAAAUAACCAACCUGAUGUUCUCACUGUAAAAUAUUUAUGAUCCUGAAAGAUGACGACAAAGGACGAAAAAAAUAAAUGCAGAGAACACCUGA
Paralichthys olivaceus (Japanese flounder) is the source of this 2022-nucleotide messenger RNA. NCBI's taxonomy places the organism in Eukaryota, Metazoa, Chordata, Actinopteri, Pleuronectiformes, Paralichthyidae. The record is from RefSeq and is a predicted model, not a curated record.